Molecule: messenger RNA, 998 nt
Organism: Crotalus tigris (Tiger rattlesnake)
Lineage: Eukaryota; Metazoa; Chordata; Lepidosauria; Squamata; Viperidae
Product: protein ATP6V1FNB-like
Exons: 2
Coding region: 382-963 (193 amino acids)
Source: RefSeq, a predicted model, not a curated record
CCAACAGUGGAAAAUGGCCUGAGCCAAUUCAAGGGACCACUGAUGAUGGGGAGGCCAUGGUUUUGGGCCCUCCUGGUUGAGAUUCUCAGGGUGGCCUGCCUCUUUCCUCUCCCUCCUGGAGGAGGACAGGGCAAGGUGACCUCACAAGAGGCUGUGCUUGCAGCUGUGAAGUAGCAGCAGCUCACCCAAUUUGAUGGCCACCCCUGUAGUCCAUCCAGAACAUCGCACUCCCACCCUUACAGCUGAAAGGAAGACCACCCGGGAGCUUGUCUCUAUGCCGCUACGAGAAGAGGGCUUAAGAAGGGAAGCUGGCAUCUGCGGUCCCGGUCAGAUAAGUCUCGUGGGUAGCCGGGCAGGGCUACCUUCUCGUCCCGCUCAGCCAUGGCGCGUCCGCUCAACAUGGACACGCUUCAGCAGAACUUCUGGAAGGAAGAAUAUCAGAAAGAGAUCAUGCUACGCUUCGCCUGGCACCAGAAGUACGGGGCCCUGGUCAAAGCCAAGCAGGAGAGCCUACGGGAACGGCGCAAGAAGGCCGAGGACACCACCCUCCGCCUGCCCUCCAUCCGCCCCCCGCCCCCGGUCAAACCCAGCUCUCCCCCUCCACCCCUCCCUCCACCCCCGCCCAAGCUGGUCCAGCUGCUGGCCCGGGAACGUGACCUGACCGGACUGGACACGGCCCUUUUGGAGAUGGAGAUGAAGCCGGCUCCUCGCGAAGUGCGCAACCUUCUGUAUCAGGGAAUCUCCCACGAGGACGAGGGACGUUACCGCUACUUGAAGAUGCGCCUUCUCGUCGCGCCGGAGGAGAAGUACACCUUCCCCAUCACCACCAACUUCACCUACGGCUGGCAGAUGGGGAAAAUGGCCGCCUUCCACGUGGCCCCCACAGCCAAGACCCGCACCGACAGCUUCUUCCGAAAGAACGGCGCCUUCUCUCUGCUGCAUCCUCGCGAUGUGGCCCUCUGAGUGCCAGUUCCACAGAAACCAAGACUAUUGGAUUA